Messenger RNA from Oncorhynchus gorbuscha (pink salmon), 2251 nucleotides. Its product is annotated as ribonuclease P protein subunit p21-like. The record is from RefSeq and is a predicted model, not a curated record. Lineage: Eukaryota; Metazoa; Chordata; Actinopteri; Salmoniformes; Salmonidae. Gene Ontology annotation, biological process: tRNA processing. Gene Ontology annotation, cellular component: nucleolar ribonuclease P complex.
AAGCCUCCUCGGUUUUGUAUUGAAGUCAAUAUACCCAGAGGAGGAAGGAAACCAGUUGUCCCCUGGUGCCGCACCAGAGCGCUCUUGAAGCUAUUAUAUACCUUCAUUGCAAAACUGUGUGUUUUAAUCAAUUAAUUGGUGAUGUAAUAUAUUUCGUAUAGUUUUAGGGAUGCUUGAGAGGGUAAGAACUGUCGAGGAAGAAGUAUAUUCAGUUCAGUUGUGAACAUUUAAGAACACAGUACUAUGCUUUUUUGAAUAUAUUCACUGAUGGAUCUAAGGACCCUUAAAUAGCGAGGACAGGUGCAGCUUUUAGCGUUUCUUAGUUUAAGGUGGCAAUGACAAAAAGAGCAACGGAUAAUUUAUCGGUUUACACAAGGGUGUUGCUGGCCAUACUCUUGACUGAAGAGUGGGUGGAGGAGGUGAGGCCAGACAGGGUAGUUAUCUGCUCUGACUCUUGUGCAGCACUAAUGACCUUAAAUUAAUGUGUGUCUCAUAGAAAACAGUAUCUAUUGUAUGAGGGUUUUAUAGGGUGAGACAUGGGGGUAUGUGUCUUGUUCUUCUACGCACCAGCUCAUGUGGGAGUGAAGAAAUGAGGGCAAUGAAGAAAUGGAUGUUCUCGCCAAGCAGGAUUUUAAACAUCCUGAUGUUGAGAUGGAAUUGUCAAUCAGUAAAGCAGAAGCCAAGUGGUUAAUAAAAACAGUGUUUAUAAAAUAAGGGCAAGAGUUGUGGGAAAGGGAAGACACCUGUAUAAGACUCAGGAAAGGUGGUGGGCAGGGAGGUCCUCAGGUUGAGAUAGAAGGGGCAAAAGUAUAAUUACAAGGCUGAGACUGGGUCACAAGACUCCAUAGUACAUUGGAAUUGGUAGGAAAACAUCAUACUGGGAGGUGUGAUCAUUUUCAAGAGGAGAUGGAGACAGUGGAACAUGUUAUAUUUCAGUGGCAGCAAUAUGGGAGGGAAAGGGAGAGAAUGUUGUUAUAUUUAAGGUGUAAUGAGGUUGAAGAGCCAAUGUUAAGUGAACUGCUGGGGAACCUUCAGGAGAUGUAGUAUUUAAUUAUGUAUUUUGUUUCCUUAGGGAGACGAGAAUAUUAGGUAGGAUUUAGUCCUUCCCUGUUUCUGGUGCACACUCCAGUCCAGUUGGUGGCGGUAAUGCACCAUAAAGUUGGUUGUCAACUCUCAUAUAAAAUCCACAAGACAGUAAAAACACCCUGGCUCCCUGGUUCAGAGGUAGAUUAGUUACCAGAGGGUUUAUCUAGCUAACUAACUAGAAGCUUGUGAAGCUAGCUGAAUUUGAGGCUACAUAUUUUCCUGUUGCCUGUUAGGUAGCUACUUACCAUUCUGUGGAUACAUAUAACUAGCUAGAUAGCAUAGCUACCUAGCUAGCCUACAUAGAAGUUAGCAGGCUAAUUUAGCAUAGCAAUCCACAUCUAUGUAAUGGCAGCAAACUUGAAAGACAAGGAAGCAUAUCAAAGACUAAACUUUCUAUAUCAGGCUGCACACUGUGUUUUGUCUCAAACCCCUGAGAAUGUGGAAUUGGCUCGUUUUUACUGCUUCACUCAGAAGACCAUUGCAAAACGUUUGGUGCUGAGACAAGACCCCUCAGUGAAAAGAACAUUAUGUAAGAAGUGCUGCUCUUUGCUGGUCCCAGGAGUAACUGCCACAGCCAGACAGAGAAGGAUUAAGUAUAGAAACCGCAUGACAGUGCUGCAGUGUCUCAGCUGUGGACAGAGCAAGAGGUUCCUUAACAAUCCAAAGCAUCGCCUGUGGGUGGACCAGUCUGAAGCCCAGCUGGAGAACCAAUCGCAGCCAGAACAAGGUCACUCCACUAAAGAGUUGCAGAAGGAGAAAGCUGAUACCCGUAUCUCAGAAAUCCUCUACAGGGCCUUCCUCUACCCAGCACCAGGUGUCUCCAUCCAAGCCCUAAACCUGAGCCCUGUGGCCUCGGUAGCCUAGUCACAACUGGACAUAGCCUCUUUGUGUGGUAUUGACACAUAUUUUCAACAAUUUCAUUUUUUAAAUUUUUAUUUGAGCAUAUUUUAUUUUUUUGCUGUGUUUUUUUGCUGGUGACAACCUAUUAGCAUUACAUCAGUGGUAUUUUGGUAAUGGAUUGGUUAAUUGGUUGAGGUUGGUAAAAAUGCAACAAAAAAAAUGUAUGGUUUGAGUUUUGUGUAUACCUCAACUUGUUCACAAUGUACAGUAAGUUCAGGAAUGACAACCAAUGUUAAAUGUUUAAUACACAUGUUUAUUUAAAAUA